AUGUACGGCUCCCACUUUCCGUCUUGGUGUCUCAAAAACUCUGAAAAAGCUAUUAAACAGUUGACUAAUUCUGUCCAGAUUCUACCAGGACCAUUUGAGCAAGACAUUAAGAGAGAAAUGCAGUGUAAUGGGCAAGCAGAUGGAUCAAAUGGCGCACGACGCAAAUUCUGCUAUAGAGACCCUCCAGCAUCGGAUAUCAGUAUCUUUUUAGAACUUGAACAUGGCCAGGAACAGCUCCAAAAGAAAAACCAGGAACUUGUUAACGUGUACAGGGAUAAAUGCAAGAAACACGCACAGAUGACGAAUCUCUAUAACUUACUGAAGAAUCGUGCCAUUCGGUCUCAAAUCCAAACUGCCGUUUCCGAUACCGUUGCUCAGACACUCAAUUCAUAUGGAGCAGUCGAUAAUACCCAGCACGCUAGUCUAGAUCCACAACGGCCUACUACCAGCCUCACCAUCUCUCGCAUGAGUGAUAUCAAUCAGUAUAACAGGGCAAGCAAUGAUCAUGACUCUAGAGUUCCGCGGCAACAUAAAGGGGCCUUUAACCAUCGUGAUGGAACCAUGAUGCCUCCUCCCUCUGUGAUACCAGUAUCCCGAGUUGCUACCACCCCAAACCCAAGUUAA
Messenger RNA from Trichophyton verrucosum HKI 0517, 624 nucleotides. RefSeq lists its product as uncharacterized. The transcript has 3 exons. Bases 1 to 624 code for a protein of 207 amino acids. The record is from RefSeq and is a predicted model, not a curated record. Lineage: Eukaryota; Fungi; Ascomycota; Eurotiomycetes; Onygenales; Arthrodermataceae.